Silurus meridionalis is the source of this 2168-nucleotide messenger RNA. It is a transcript of the gene fbxo43, whose product is annotated as F-box protein 43. The transcript has 6 exons. The record is from RefSeq and is a predicted model, not a curated record. Gene Ontology annotation, biological process: regulation of mitotic nuclear division; negative regulation of meiotic nuclear division. Gene Ontology annotation, cellular component: nucleus. The coding region runs from base 1 to 1878 and encodes 625 amino acids. Lineage: Eukaryota; Metazoa; Chordata; Actinopteri; Siluriformes; Siluridae. Gene Ontology annotation, molecular function: protein binding.
AUGUUGCGCGUGCGCGCGCGUAUAUUUGCCGCGUUCGGUGCUGUUUUUCGCGCGCGGCGAUUUAAACGGUGGAGCUCACGCGCAGGGGAGGAACUGUCUGUGGAGUACGCGUUCUGGAACCAUGGCAACAGCGAGCCGAGUGAGACAUGGACAGUGAAGGCUGGGUCCAGAAAUCCAUCUUUCACCAAUCCUGUGAGCUCACACACUUACUCGCAUGGCGAUGACACCAGGACAUAUGGGAAGGAGAGUGUCCACUUCAGCAUUGUGGACACGCAGAAGGAGAACUUGUCCAGCUCUCAGAGACGGGGGAGAGACAGUCAAUACCCAUCUCACCCGCAAUGGUGUGAGACUCCCAAACUGACCAAGAAAGAUGUGUCUCUGCGCAGACGUAUCCUCACAUCCAAAUCCUUUACUGACAUGAAGAUGAGUGUGUCCAGGACACUGGGCUGCAGGGAUGCGUGCACACAAGGAGAGGCAGAGUCUCCGGAUGUCCUCCUUAGUGGCCCGCUCUCUUUCAGCACGCUCAGGUCAGACGCAGGAGCCUUGGUCUGCAUGAAGCGCCGUCUGAUGUUCUCUCAGGCUGUUACGUCCACGCUGGAGGACGGGAAGGAUGAGGCAAGCCCCCCUUUGUCUGAGCCUGACUUGGAUGAAAGCAUCAUCUCGGGCCUGUUGCCGUCUGAGACACCGGAGAUGCAGCGGGGACGAGAAGGCUUCCAGACCCCUGUGACCCGUCUAGCGGCUGAUCUGUCUGAGAGCCUGAGCGUGUUGAGUACUCCUUCACACACUCCUCUCUCCGGACUGAACAUGUCUGAGGACAGUGGCUUUGGUUCACUGCGAUUGGAUGGCUUAGAGGAUGGUGGUGAUGACUGUUCAUUCCAGGACGGUGCAUCACGGGUUACACUCGGCCGAGACCACCGCCGCUCCAGACUUGAUCACCAACACAGACUGUCCACACUCAGGGAGGGCUCACAAUCAGAUGAUGAGGUCAAAGUUUGGUGCAUGAAUGGGCAGGGCCUAAAGUUGGAGGAAGAGGUGUUUGCAGAGACUCCGCCUCUUAGGGUGACUCAACAUGAUCUGUCGCUCACUCCUGCAUUGCAAGCCAUGGAGGCUCUAAGCCGCUCCUUUACUCUCUCACAUGACCUUGAGCGGUCAAUCAGCACAUGCCUAAACCUCUCACAUGACCUUGACCAUCCAAUCAUAACGCACCUGCCGCUCUCUCACUUGAUUGGCCGGAAGAUGGGUUUAGGUAAGGUGGAUGUUCUCAGUGAGCUUCACAUGAGGAAUCUGCACCACAUCCUUUCCUCCAUCCUGCAGCUGCUCUCUGCCAAAGACUUGCAAAUGUGUACUCAGGUGUGUGACUCCUGGAGCGAUAUAAUCCUGCAGGACAGGAAGGCAAAUCGCAGAAGGAGAAUGUAUGAACGAGAGCAGAAACGCGUACUGGAGAUGGGUGGAGCUGCUCGAGUGGUGGAUGCAGAGACGCGGUUAACCCUGGCGUGUCGCUCGGCUCUUGGCAGUGUUCAAGCUCAGGCUAAAACGCCCAGUGCUCACACACUCACUCCUGCAACUAACGGCACCCAUGCACACACUCCACCCUCCAUGAAACGCCAACAGUUCCUGCAGGUUGCAAAGACACUGUUCAGUGACGAAUGUCUCCGUCCAUGUCCCCGGUGUGAGCGUCCCGCUCGCUGUAACUCUGUAAAGGCUGAAGGUGUGUGUAGCUGGAGCGAGUGUGUGUUCCAUUUCUGCACUUUCUGUCUGCGAACCUAUCAUGGCUCGGCAGACUGCACACGCCUUCCCAACAUGCACUCCCGCAGGAAGGGCCGGAGCCAGCUGUUACCAGGCAGCGCACAGAGCAAACGCAAUGUCAAGAGACUGUGACACUGACUGUGUGUUCUCCCAAGCUGCUAAAGAGUGUAUGUGUCCGUGUGUAUGUAUGUGUGCGUGGCAGAAAUAAGGCUGCUAAAGUGUCUUUGUAACCAUGUGAGUAUGCAUGUUUUCUCUGAGUGUGUGUGUGUGUGUGAGAGAUUUCAGUGCCUACACAUUCUUAUGUACACACUGUUUCUGAAUGUGAUUCCUUAUGAUAAGAUGUUCAGUGUGUGUGAUGUACAUUGUUUUUACUUGAAUUUUUAUGGCUAGUUUUAAUAAAGUUUUUUUAUUCCUUUAUCUAA